AUGUACUCAAAUAUACUUCUAUUCCUAAGCACAAUCUCCUGCCUUCUCCCCACCAUCACCGCCCAAACCUUCCCCCAGAUAGACCUGGGCUAUGCUAAUCACACCCCAACCUUCAUCAACACCACCGAAUCUGGCACCAAAAUCGGUCUAUACAACAACAUCCGCUUCGCGCAGCCACCCACCGGAGCCCACCGCUUCCGUAAACCAGUCACUCCACCAUCCCACGAAGACGGCAUCCAGGAUGGUCGAGAUCGACUCACAACAAGUGAUUGUGUCAGCAGUGUGAAUUCGCAAGCUCCCUUUCCGGGAAUUAACGGGACCACCUGGGGGCAGGAGGACUGUCUUUUCCUGAAUGUGUGGGUGCCGGAGGGUGUGCGUGAGGGGGACAAUGUACCGGUUCUACACUGGCUGCACGGGAGUGCGUUCGCAUUUGGAAGUAAGGAUUUGUUCGGCGAUGGGUUUGGUCUGAUGGAUUUAAUUAAAGGGGUGCAGAAUCGAUUCAUCUUUGUAGCGAGUAAUUAUCGGAUGGGGGUGUAUGGGUGGGUAUCCUCUGCGCAUGAAGAUAUGGAUGCCAAUGUGGGGUUGCAUGAUGGCAUUGCUGCGUUGGAGUGGACGAAGAAGUAUGUCUCUCGGUUCGGUGGUGAUCCUGACAAUAUCACUGUCGGGGGACAGAGCGCCGGAGCUGCGAUGAUUGCUAUGAUGCUCGUAGGAAAUGGUGGGAACGGUACACUUCCUUUCCAGAAGGCAUUUCUGUCAUCCCCUGCUCUCAUGCCGAGAAGGAACGUAACAGAGCGUCGCCAGGAGGUCUAUGACCAAGCACUCCAAGCUGCGAACUGCUCGUCGCUCACCUGUCUUAGGAAUGCAACACCAUCCGCAUUGGCCGCCACGAAUAAAAAAGUCCUUGACCUCCCCGGUGGCUCGGGGGGAGGCACCUUUGGUCCAGGGAUUGGUAUCGGUCCGUUCCCCGACGGGAAAUACCUUCUUGAUGCAGUUCCCAUCAUGCUCCAACAAGGUCAUUACCACAAGAAUGUUCAAGCGGUAAUGUCUGGAAACAUGGCAGCGGAAGGAUUUGGGAUGACUUCAGAAGUCAGCACGUACGAAGACUUUGCCACAUUGGUCCGACGCCUAGUUCCAGGAGCAAGUAAUUCUACCGUUCAGCGCAUCCGAAACAUGUAUCCCUACCCAGAUUCGCAGCUACAACAGGUUGCGAACACUUGGACGACUGAUGUAGUUUUCGCCUGCAAUGCGAGAGCCGUGGCAAAGGCUUAUGGGAACAGAACCCAACGGUAUUUGUUUUCGGUGCCGCCGGCUACUCAUGGAUUGGAUUUGACCUACUAUUUCUACAGAGAGGGAGCUGGAUUGCCUGUGGAGAACGUUUCUCUUGCCAGGCAAUUUGAGUCAGAGGUCCUUAAGUUUACCGCAGGAAAUCCAAAGCAGGAUAAUAGGACAGAUGUCUGGCCUUUGUAUGCCCCAGGGGCCAAGAUGGUCAAUGUCACACUUGAUGGAAUUGAACAGAGCGUUGACCCUUGGGCCAAGAAGCCUAACUGUGAAAUGAUCUUGAAGACUGUCAUGGAUAAGAGAAACGGGGCAUGA
This is a messenger RNA of Aspergillus pseudotamarii, 1593 nucleotides long. Its product is annotated as Alpha/Beta hydrolase protein. Lineage: Eukaryota; Fungi; Ascomycota; Eurotiomycetes; Eurotiales; Aspergillaceae. The record is from RefSeq and is a predicted model, not a curated record. Bases 1 to 1593 code for a protein of 530 amino acids. The transcript has 4 exons.